AUGAACAGUAAGCCAAUGGUGAGCACUUGGAGAUUGAAACAACUGAAAACGGAUGAGUUCUUGGCAAAAAACCAGAAACAAGAUCUGGAGAAUGGAAAGGAGUUUGAGUUGUGGGGCCAAGAUUGCGAUUGCAUCAGAAACCAAUGAGAUUGGGAUGCUCUAAUUCCUGAAGAUCCACUUUACAUCGAUGGUGAAAUCAGGCAUGUCAGACAGAAUAAGUUUUCAAUUGGGAACUACUCUGCUUUUCGAAAGAACGACUUAACAGAUUAUGGCUCAAACACUAGAAGCCAUCAAAGGUGGUGGUGGAUCCAUAAAAGUUGGAACCACCGGCACCAUCAAUGCGUUAAUGUCAAGGGAACUACAAUCAGUCAAAGUUCCAUCUCCAAAAACAACCUUGGAACAACCUAACAAUGCUGCCAUGGAUUCAAAACCGAAACCAAAAGUACAAACAGAGGAAGCAACCGCCAGUUGCAGUGGUGGCACCACCGCGAAUGAGAAAGAAACCGGUGGUGGUUCCCGGAAACCGAAGCAUCACCAUGCCAGAACGGCUAGCCGGAAUCCUUUUCUCCGGUCUGACAGUGGGGAUGGAAAUGGAACUUCGGGUAGAAAGAAGAAUGACAAAAAGGCGUCUUGCAUUGUUGAAAUUGUGGAUGUAAAAUGUGGAGUGCCCGAUAAGUCGUGGGCAAAUCCGAUUACAAAUAAGUUCAAGAAACUUAGUUUCUCAAAGCUUUCGGUGUAAUGGAUUUAGCAAUAAACAAAUUACAAAAAUUUAUCGAGUAAAUUAGAUUUUGCAAUUUCAGUCCUAUUUCAAUUUUGGUCCCUUAUUUAAGGUUCUUUAACGUUUCUUGGUUCAUAUUCCUAGUAAAAUGAUCAUUUUGGGCCGUUGAAUACAAAUGUUUUUUUGUACUUUUUGUCUCGAAAAUAUUCAUUACUUGGACUGGGGACAAAAAAAGAGUAAAAGAAUCUCAAAUAAGGACCAAAAUUGCAAGAGAAAAUAUUGAGACUAAAAUUGAAAAAACUAGCUAUACUCGGGGACAAAAAUGUUUUACUCCAGUUUAUCCGUGUUAUUUUAAAUCAUGGAAGGGAUAUGAUAAGGGGCUUUUGUUGGCUACUUGUUUUUUUGUUUAUUUAUGCAAAAAUAUAUCAAAUUCUCCUUGUGUGGAAGGAAAUCAUUAGAAAGAUGUGAGAACAUGUCAUGUGGAGUUGUGAACAUGAAGCCAAAAACAUGUUGUCUCCAUUAUGAGUUAUGGCAAUUGGCUUUUUGUGUGUUUUCGUAAAAUUGCUUUUUGUACUUGAUUGAAUCUUUGACCAAAG
This is a messenger RNA of Lactuca saligna, 1314 nucleotides long. Lineage: Eukaryota; Viridiplantae; Streptophyta; Magnoliopsida; Asterales; Asteraceae. The record is from the annotation of a GenBank genome assembly.